Molecule: messenger RNA, 138 nt
Organism: Paramecium sonneborni
Lineage: Eukaryota; Ciliophora; Oligohymenophorea; Peniculida; Parameciidae
Source: the annotation of a GenBank genome assembly
AUGGUUGUUUAUAACAAAAUGAAUUCUAUAAAGGAAUUCCUAUCUUAAUAAGAGUAUUAUACAGCUCUUGAGAAAUUAAAAGUAAGAUCGAAAGAAAAUUUUGAGUUUGAAGAAGAAAGCUUUACAAUAUUAUAGUGA